AUGGCUACGAUACCAGUCAUCGUCAAGCAUCAGGGCAAACGCUACGAUGUCGAGCUCGAUCCAUCAUCGAAUGGCGAAACCUUCAAGUUCCAGCUAUACUCCCUCACCGGCGUCGAACCUGAAAGACAAAAAAUUUUGGUCAAAGGUGGCCAGCUCAAGGAUGAAACCGAACUUUCAACCCUCAAGGCAAAAUCUGGACAGACUUUUAUGAUGAUGGGAACUCCAUCAGGAGCUGAUUCAUCAGCUAUUUUGGCUCGUCCCAAGGAGGCCGUCAAGUUUGUGGAAGAUAUGACGGAGGCAGAAGCUGCCCGAGCGGAGGGAGCCACUCCAGCUGGUUUGCAAAAUCUGGGCAAUACUUGCUACUUGAAUUCAACUUUACAGACUCUACGAGUUAUCCCCGAAUUACAACAGGAACUAUCACGGUACAAUUCGACUGGCUCUGAUGGAACUUCUCGCUUGGGUGAUCUCAGCACCCUCGGUCUCGGAGGUCUGGGCGCAUCAUCAGAUUUGACCGGUUCAUUGAGGGACUUGUACAAGCAAAUGUCCGAAACCCAGGAGGGAUUUCCGCCGUUGAUGUUCUUGAACGUCCUUCGAAACACGUUUCCGCAGUUCGCACAAAAGGCACAGAAUGGCCACGGAUAUGCGCAGCAGGACGCUGAGGAAGCUUGGUCACAGAUCUUGACCCAGCUGCGUCAGAGGUUGAAGGUCAAAGACGGCGAAUCUGAGACUUCGUUCGUUGACAAAUACAUGAGUGGCCGCUUUGAGUCUACUCUCGAAUGCGAUGAACCUGCUGCCAAAGAAGCAGGUGAAGAACCUGUCAGCUCAUCUGAUGUCUUCCUCAAGCUGGACUGUCACAUCGAUAAGGACAUCAACCACCUGGGUGACGGAAUAAAAGCUGGUUUGCAGGAAAAGAUCGAGAAACGCUCAGCUGUCCUAGAUCGAGAUGCCAUUUACACUAAGAAGUCAAGCAUAGCUCGACUACCUAAAUACUUGACAGUUCAUUUCGUUCGAUUUUUCUGGAAACGGGAGAGCCAGAAGAAAGCUAAGAUCAUGCGCAAAGUCACCUUUCCAGCUGAGCUUGACGUUGUCGAGUUUUGCACCGAUGAGCUCAAAAAGAGACUGAUCCCCGUAAGGGACAAAGUCCGCGAAAUUCGCAAGGACGAAGAGGAUGCUGAGCGCGCCCGCAAGCGACAGAAAUUGGCUCACCGACAAGAAGAGGAUCGAAAAGCAGAUGGCGAGUCAGGACAACCAGCUGAACCCUUACAGAAGAAGAAAAAGGCAGAGGAAGCGGAAACCAGCAAGGGCAGCGACAAAGAUGGCGAUACCGCUAUGGACGAAGUGUUCAAGUCUGACGAAGAAUACGAGGCUGAGAGGAGAGCGGCUAUUCUCAAAGCGAAGAAAGAGCUUUUCGAGCUUAUUGAUCCAAGCCUAGCGACCGAUGACGGUUCUAAUCAAUCGGGACUCUAUGAAUUGAGAGGAGUGAUUACUCAUCAAGGCGCCAGUGCUGAUAGUGGUCAUUACACUGCAUACGUCAAGAAGCAGGGCCGCCUUGUUGACGAUGCUCGUGCCCCUAAUGGCAAGCGACGCGAAGACGACGGUAAAUGGUGGUGGUUCAAUGACGACAAGGUGACCGAGGUAGAUGCCGAGAAGAUCGAAACCUUGUCCGGUGGAGGCGAAUCUCAUUCGGCACUGAUCCUUCUGUACCGGGCCAUUGACCUCCCCAGCAAAGACGAGCUAGAAUCUUAG
Messenger RNA from Talaromyces amestolkiae, 1746 nucleotides. RefSeq lists its product as uncharacterized. Bases 1 to 1746 code for a protein of 581 amino acids. Gene Ontology annotation, biological process: proteasome-mediated ubiquitin-dependent protein catabolic process; regulation of proteasomal protein catabolic process; protein deubiquitination. Gene Ontology annotation, molecular function: cysteine-type deubiquitinase activity; proteasome binding; protein binding. The transcript has 3 exons. NCBI's taxonomy places the organism in Eukaryota, Fungi, Ascomycota, Eurotiomycetes, Eurotiales, Trichocomaceae. The record is from RefSeq and is a predicted model, not a curated record.